Messenger RNA from Emys orbicularis (European pond turtle), 378 nucleotides. RefSeq names its product DEPP autophagy regulator 1 (gene DEPP1). Gene Ontology annotation, biological process: regulation of autophagy. The transcript has 2 exons. The coding region runs from base 1 to 378 and encodes 125 amino acids. Lineage: Eukaryota; Metazoa; Chordata; Testudines; Emydidae. The record is from RefSeq and is a predicted model, not a curated record. Gene Ontology annotation, cellular component: mitochondrion.
AUGAGAGCCAGGCGGCUGAUCUCCGUGACCCACCUGCCUACGAUCAGCGAGACAGGGGAGAUGCUGUUUUUGGGAGGGAGCCACGCGCAGGCCAAGGAGCCCCUGGCCGGGCUGGAUGAGUACGUUCAGUCCAUUAGCCAGCUGGCCCAGCCAUCCUUGCUGUCCAGCGGGCUCCCAUGUCCUUGCCAGAGCAGCCAGAACAAGCCUCACAAGCCCCAGAGGGCACAGGCAAAAGGCAAUGCAGCGUCACUGCAGGACAUCACAGCCCAGUUCAACCAGCAGCACAGCCCCUUGGGGCUCACCGGCAGCGCUGACCCUCUAGCCUGGCUCUUUGGACUCUCAGAAGCAAAGGAGCAGAGCCCGGGACUGCGGAGAUGA